Molecule: messenger RNA, 2598 nt
Organism: Trichosporon asahii var. asahii CBS 2479
Lineage: Eukaryota; Fungi; Basidiomycota; Tremellomycetes; Trichosporonales; Trichosporonaceae
Product: aspartate transaminase
Exons: 3
Coding region: 1-2598 (865 amino acids)
Biological process (GO): L-aspartate catabolic process; biosynthetic process
Cellular component (GO): mitochondrion
Molecular function (GO): pyridoxal phosphate binding; L-aspartate:2-oxoglutarate transaminase activity
Source: RefSeq, a predicted model, not a curated record
AUGAGCGACAACGCCGGUUCUGGCGAUUCCUCUGAACGGCCGGUCCACCCCGAGGACCCCACCACCCACAAUGAGGACGAAGAGUUACACCGUGUCCUGCGAGAAGCCGCUGCCGCAUCGGCGGCUGAGAACGGCACUGCAGGCCAUGGCGAGGACCCGCACGACCAGGAGCUCAGUGCGGCCGACUUGGAUGCGGGCCUGAGCUUAGCGGCUGCUUUAAGCGACUUGCCACCGGGCGACGAUGAACUCGACCAUGCUACCCCACAGUUCGACCCCGAUACGCUUGCCAACCUCGCUGCUCUUAGUCGUAUAGGUCACGACGAUGAGGAUGCCGAUGGUGUCAUGCACGCCGAGGAGGGGCACGUUGCGGACGACGCCGAUCAUGACUACUCGAGUCUCAUGAUUCCGCAGCCGUCGACGCUCACCAGCGAGCAGGUCCAGGAGUUCGUCGACAACCUUGGUACUGCCGAGCGAGAAGAGGAGGAAGAGGAAGACCACUCUCGCGCUGCGACCCCGGUUUCUACUGUCCCGACGGAACCGGUAUCGGUCCGCGAUACUAUCACGGAGGUCCACACACCACGGACCGACAUCAGCAGCGACCCGCGAACAUACUACGAGGAUGGCAAGCUGAAGCGUCGGCGAAACAGGACAGUGCUCAGCUGUACCGAGUGUCAUAGGCGGAAACCCGGUGCAUCAAGCGAGGUGUGCCCACUAACCGUCAGGAUGAAUGAGGACGUUCCUCUGAACUACGAGCUUGGUUUGCGAGUCCAAGCUCUGGAGUCGCUCAUUCGCUCCGGAUCGAACAUGGACCCCGACGCCGCUUCGAACGCCGCCAUGGAGACGAUUAUGCAUGCGACUCGAGCUGCCAACCAGGGACAACCCGAGGCUGUCCACGCGCUUGCGCAGUUGACGAACGCCAGCUCCGGCAUCGGUAUCGGUGGCAUGACGCAGGACGCUCAGAGCAGCCUGCUGUUGGACGUCUUGCAGCAGCUGUCGGCGGCGAGUAUGGGCCGGCCGCCUUCGUUCACGAACGGCAACAGCAGCAGCGGGAACGCGGAGCUCCGUGAUCUGUGGUCGAGCGUGCCGUCCGCGCCGGCCGAGCACUCGGUGCAGAUCCAGACAUCGUACAUCGAAGACAACGCGCCAGUCAAGGUGAACUUGUCCCUGAUGGGUUUCCGCGAGGACAACGGCAAGGUGUUCUUGCCACCGACAGUCAAGUACGCCGAGAAGAAGAUGCGUGAGGAGACUGGCUUCCUGCAGGACUCGCUCCCGAUCGAGGGAUAUGCGCCGUUCCUCGACUCGGCGACCAAGUUUGCGUACGGCGAGGACAGCCCCGUCAUCAAGCACAAGCGCGUCGCGUCGAUUCAGGCCAUGUCUAUUACGGGUGCACUGCGCCUUGCCUCCACGUUCCUCUCCCGCUUCCCGGCGCCGACAGGGCAACGGUCGAUCUACAUCCCGAACCCGACGAGCGACGAGGACAUUGCGGCCUUGAAGGACGGCGGCCUCGACAUCAAGGUGUUCCGGUACCUGGACCAGAAGCACGGCAUGGUGGACUGGGACGGGAUGCGAGACGACUUACAGGCUGCGCCGCCGCGAUCUGCCGUGCUGCUCUUCGUGUCUGGCUCGGUCCCUACGGGCGCCGAGUUCACGGCCCCACAGUGGCGCAUGGUCACCUCGCUGCUGCAGGAGCGGCAGCUGAUUCCCGUCGUCGUGAUGGCGUUCCAGGGCCUGUCAAGCGGGGACGUGAACCGCGACGCGCAACCGCUGCGCUUCAUGGUGCACGAGAACGUGCCCGUCGUGCUCGUGCAGAGCUUCGACGCCAUGAUGGGCCUGUACUCUGACAGUCCCGCCGUCGUGUCCAUCCCCACACCGACGACCGAGGACAGGGACCGCGUCGCGUCGCAGCUCCGCGCAACUGCGCGCGCGAUGUACUUCCACCCGCCAGCCUGGGGCGCGCAGCUGGCGCACACGAUCCUAAGCGACAAGAAGCUGUACCCUGCGUGGCUGAACGAGAUCCGCGCGAUGAGCGACCGCCUGCGCAGCGUACGCGAGAAACUGCACGACGUGCUCGUGAACAAGCUCAAGACGCCGGGCAACUGGGGCUACCUGAAGCGCGCGUCGGGGAUGUACUGCACGCUCCUGAUUCCGCAGGGCCAGACUGAGGCGCUGACGUCAAAGCGGCACAUCCACCUGCUGCCCGACGGGUGUUUCUCGUUAGGAUGUCUGAACGCACAACGUAUUGACAUGUUGGCGCGGUCCGUCGACUGGGUCGUGCGCGAAGGUAUCCGCGAGGCAGAGGACCAGGCGCAGCAGGCCAUCGCGAUGGAGCUGGCGCUGCAGGCCGCCAAGGAGCAGCAGGCGCGCGAGGAGGCCGAGGCUGCCGCGGCUGCCGAGGCCGCUGCCGCCGCCCAGGCCCAGGCAGAGGACACGUUGCUGAUGGAGGCGUCGAUCCAGAGCGCGAUCGAGGCGCAGCGCGUCGCAGAGGAGGAGGAGAGGAGGCAGCAGGAGGAGGCGAGGGAGCUCGAGGAGGAAGUGCGCAAGGCGGCCGAGAGGGCCGAGAUUGCCCGGCAGGCGGAACUCAUCUUGGCCACUAUUUAG